Messenger RNA from Mya arenaria, 1287 nucleotides. RefSeq names its product innexin unc-9-like. Bases 1 to 1287 code for a protein of 428 amino acids. The transcript is spliced from 2 exons. The record is from RefSeq and is a predicted model, not a curated record. NCBI's taxonomy places the organism in Eukaryota, Metazoa, Mollusca, Bivalvia, Myida, Myidae.
AUGCCCCCGCAUCACAGGAUACUUAGGUCAGCAAUACUUGGGUCCAUCCCGGGCAUCACUCAGCUGCGGGCCUCUCGAAACGAUGACAGGAUUGACCGCCUUAACCACGUGUACACUACCGUCCUCCUGGUUGUGUUUGCCGUCGUCGUCAGCACCACCCAGUUUGCGGGUCACCCAAUCCACUGCUGGCAUCCUCCAGAGUUCGAAGAGAUGGAAUGGUACGAAAGCUACAUCGACAACUAUUGCUGGAUAUCCAAUACAUAUCAUGUUCCAUUCUCUGAAGAGCUCUUCCCCGUAAACAUUAGCGAUCGUGAGGACCGUGAAAUAACAUAUUAUCAGUGGGUACCGAUCGUGUUACUGCUCCAAGCUUUCUUGUUUAAGCUGCCAAACGUAGUCUGGAAUCUGCUACACACUUACGGUGGUCUAAAAUUAAACAAUUUAGUAAAAAUGGCCGAAACAACCCAACUUCUGAACCCAGUUGAGCGCCAAACAGUAAUUGAAAACAUAGCUUCACAUAUUGACAAAUGGCUGGACGCAGAAAGAGCUUAUAAAUGGAACAAAAUGACAGUUGCAAAGCAAAGGUUUGCCAACAUUUGCUGCUUGUUUUGUAGCAAACGUAGUGGAACGUUCCUUUGUGGUCUGUUUACAACUGUCAAACUCUUAUAUGUGUGCAAUGUGAUUGGCCAGUUCUUCAUGUUGAACUUAUUCAUGAGCAUGGACUAUAUGUUCUAUGGUUUUGACAUUUUGAAAGGAUUUCAGACUAACCAGCCGUGGAAACAGAGCCCAAGGUUCCCCCUGGUCACGUUUUGUGAUUUUCAUAUCCGACAACAACAGAACAUUCAACGCUGGACAUUGCAGUGCGUUCUUCCUAUUAACCUUUUCAAUGAGAAGGUGUUCAUCUUUCUGUGGUUCUGGCUGUUCCUGAUGGUCAUAUUGUCCAUCUACAACCUCGUCAGCUGGUGUUACAUCGUCAUGCUGAAGAGGCACCGCUACCAGUACGUGAAGAAGUACCUGAAGGUAACAAACCGAAUACAGGGCGACUUUGACGACAAGUUGUGUCGUCGGUUCGCCAAUCACUAUUUCCGGGACGACGGAGUGUUCGUACUGCGCAUCAUCUCAAACAACGCGACGGACCUGGUGACCACGGAACUCGUGAAUUACCUGUGGCAAAUGUUUCAAGACAAGCAAAGCUGUGGACGACCGAGCAGGGCCGGAGAAAAACUGCGGCCCCUGCCCAGGGAUGCAAAUACCAGCGCUACCGAACGUAACUCUAUCCAUGCAAGUUGA